This is a messenger RNA of Brassica napus (rape), 486 nucleotides long. RefSeq lists its product as uncharacterized. The record is from RefSeq and is a predicted model, not a curated record. NCBI's taxonomy places the organism in Eukaryota, Viridiplantae, Streptophyta, Magnoliopsida, Brassicales, Brassicaceae. The coding region runs from base 1 to 486 and encodes 161 amino acids. The transcript is spliced from 4 exons.
AUGUCAUCUUAUUCAUCUCCUUCGUCUUCAUCCUCGCUCGCAGAGAAGGCAAUUAGAGCAUCUUCUGCGCAUAGAGACUCUUCUCCUCCUGAAGUGAAGAGGGCUCAUGAGUACACGUCGAUGAAGAGUUUGAACGAGCCAAAGAGAAGCUUUUGGGGAAGUCUAGCUAGUAAAGCAAAGGCUCUUUUAGAUCACGACCCUCAAAGUCCCACCACGAGAUUGGAGGACCACAACGUGCCUUCUUCAGCAACUAAGGAGGGCAUUACAGCUGUGGAGAAUCGUACUGCUGGCAUCAUUCAAGAAACACAUUUUAUUAUACUCAACAAUUUACCACAACAGUUUGCAAUGGCAAUGGCUGCAAAGGCAAAGCUUCUUCUUAGGGAGCUGAAGAUGGUGAAAUCCGAUCUAGCUGAGGUUUAUCCUGUUUAUGUCACUUCACUGUCUUCUUCUUCUUCAUCAAACCCACAAGUCUUGGAGUUCAAGUGA